GAAAAAAGAUAAAUAUGAGACAUUAGAAGUAGGCAACGGUUUAGCCCUGCGUCUCAAUAAACACCGCCAAUGGCAGACGGAGGGUACGACGGCGACUUCUACCUGCGAUACUACGUCGGUCACAAAGGCAAAUUCGGCCAUGAAUUCUUGGAAUUUGAGUUCCGACCCGACGGCAAGCUCCGAUAUGCCAACAAUUCCAACUACAAGAACGACACUAUGAUUCGCAAAGAGAUCUUCCUCACCCCUGCCGUACUCAAGGAGUGCCGCCGUAUCGUCGCUGAUUCAGAAAUAACGAAGGAAGAUGAUAUCAAUUGGCCGGAGCCAGAUCGUGUUGGGAGGCAGGAGCUGGAGAUUGUUAUGGGGAAUGAGCAUAUUUCUUUUACGACUUCGAAGAUUGGUUCGCUUAUGGAUGUUCAGACGAGUAAAGAUCCUGAGGGCUUGCGCAUUUUUUACUAUCUGGUUCAGGAUCUGAAAUGUUUGGUAUUCUCUUUAAUCUCACUACACUUCAAGAUCAAACCCAUAUGAGGAGGGUAAUGGUGCUACAGAGUUAUUAAUGCUGUGAUCUGAACUUUUACCUUCUCUUUUGGACAUCAUUUUCCAGUUCUUGAAUUGUUUGUGAUUUGGUUUGAGGAGGUUGUGAGAAAGCUGAUUUGACUGCUGUUAUAUUCUGAAUCGACCACUGGAACUAUACUUCACAAAUACUUAUCUCUGUUUCUGAAAAGGACGCAUAGGUUUGGCAUUCAAUGUGUCAAGUCUGUCAGCCCAGUGCCAAUGUCGAUUACAGUAAUUUUCUUGGAGUUAAUUGACUUGUUUUCAUGUAUUCCAAGCUGAAAAACUUGCAUGCUUUUAGCAUCACGGACAUGCCGUUGUUAUUGAUUGCCUUGUUUCAAAUUUAUCGUCCCUAUUGUUCUUGAA
This is a messenger RNA of Sesamum indicum (sesame), 915 nucleotides long. RefSeq names its product protein mago nashi homolog. Gene Ontology annotation, biological process: RNA splicing. Gene Ontology annotation, cellular component: nucleus; exon-exon junction complex. NCBI's taxonomy places the organism in Eukaryota, Viridiplantae, Streptophyta, Magnoliopsida, Lamiales, Pedaliaceae. The record is from RefSeq and is a predicted model, not a curated record.